AGCAGAAACACUUAAACAAAUAAGGCUCUUUUUCUUUCCUUUUAACAAAAAUUUUAAUCCAUGGAUGCUGGAAUUAUUGUUUCUAGUUUGAUUGAAAAAUGGAAAAAUAUUGAAUCAACAACAGCUAAAAACAUGAUUGGAGAAUCGCUCCAUUCGUUGAAGGAAUUUCUCAUCAGAAACAAUGAACUCUUCUUACAGGGUUAUUUAACAAGAGAGCUGAAGAUGACCAGGCUUCUGCAUCGAGUUUACAUCACAGAGAAUAACAUUGACACCUGGCUUGCGUGGAGGGAAUGGAAGAUUAGGAGAAAAAAAUUAUACGAAGUGACAAACAGAUUGUCUUACUGGAUAGUGUAUUUGGGGGGUGACGACUUUGAGACAAAAGAGCUGCUGGAAGAUAGUGAAAAGUUGCUUACAGAAAGCGAAGAGUUGCUGAGAGAGGAAGCAGAAUGGCAGAGAAGGAGAGAGAAGGACCUCACAAUGAGAGUAAGGAAUUGUAUUGAAAGAGUAAAGUUUUUCAUCUUCGACGGACGGAAGCUCAGGGAUUUAGAGAAUCCGGAAGAGGAAAAACAAGAAUACGGAAAACAAAGAAAAAUAUCGCAGAAAGAGAGAGAAAGAUUGCAAAAAAGGAAAGAAAGAUUGCAAAAAAUGAAAGAAAGAUUGCAGAAAGAGAGAGAAAGUUUGCAGCCUUCUAUGCGGUUGAGGCCUUCGUUUAGCACCGAUGAGAUGAAGGAUCUGGAAAUUGAUCUGCAGGCCUUAUGCUGUCAAAACGAAAAUGAAGGCGGUCUUGGCUUCUCAUUUCAAACCAACUUUGAAAAUUAUAGAGCUUGGGAAAGAGUUGCUGGUUUUUGUUUAGAGGAAACAGAUGUUGUUGGUGUUGAACAACAAAUAAAGGAAUUGGUAGCUCGGUUAAUCCCCAAACCCGAUGGCGAUGAUCGAGGUCAGUCUGCUCAAAUCAUAGGAGUUGUUGGUGAGAGAGGCUCCGGAAAAACAGCUCUGGCAAGAAGUGUAUACAAUAGAGUUGAUGUGAAGCAAUAUUUCACCCAACGUGCUUGGGUUCAUGCUUCAAGUUUGCUCAAAGCUAGAGAUGUGUUAAUGGACAUAAUAAAUCAAAUUCAUCCGGAUGGGUUCUUCCUGGAAGCAACAAUCUCAGAUGAAGAAGUAAUUGCUAAGCUUACUCAAGUGUUAAAAAGUGCCAGGCAUCUUAUUGUCAUUGAUGAUAUCGAGGCUAGACAAGUUUCUCAACCUCUCCAAGAUGCUCUUUCUUCCUCAUCAUCUCAUUAUAGCAGAAUAAUUAUCACUACUCGCAAGAAUAUAUUUUUACCAUUGGAGGCUGCUCAUUCAGCUCUACGUGUACGCAGAUUAAACCUCGAGAAUGUCUGGAAAUUGUUCUCUAAGAAGGCACUGUCAGAAUCAGAAGAUGAGUCGAAGUUCAUAAAAUUCGAGGAGCAAAUCCUAAGUCUAAGUGGUGGUUUAUCUUUACAAGUAGUGGCUCUUGGAAGUUUGUUGUCUACCAAAGACCAUGAAAAGUGGUCAAAAGUAAUUGAGGGUGCAAUUACUAAUUUCCGGGGAGAUAUGUUGGCUUUAAGCUAUCAAGAUUUACCGCCACAAGUAAAGCCAUGUUUUCUUUACCUGAUGCUCUUUCCUGGAGCAUUUGAGAUCCGUGUGAGGAGGUUGAUUCAUCUGUGGUGUGCUGAAGGAUUUACGACAUCAUUUGAUUCUCAUUAUCAAAAUGUAGACCCUGAAGAUGUUGCAGAGAUGUACUUUGAAGAACUAGUUAUCAGAAACUUGAUUCAAGUAACUAAAUGGAGAUUCGAUGGACGCCCAAAAUCAUGUCGCAUCCCCAGAGUUGUGUAUGAUGCAUUCUAUCAAGAAGCAUCUGAUCUGGGAUUCGCUUACAGUCCACUCCAUUCAUCUCAUACAUCCACCCACGCUGUUCGGCGACUUUCACUUUACUUGAAUGUCAUCAAGUCAUCUUUAAGUCAUUCUCAUCAUCUUCGCAAUGUACGUUCUUAUGUUGCUUUUGACUCCCAAACACGAGGCCCAGAUACUAUAGGAAUUGAAUUCUUUCUCAACUCCUCUAUAUUUAAUAAGGAUUUUUCCUUGCUGAAAGUGCUUGAUCUUGAGGGUGUAUACAAACCUGAGAUAAAUUAUUUUGUGAAAAAACUGUUGUGGUUGAGGUAUCUUGGCUUGAGAUCAACUUUUAUUGACUACCUUUCAUCCACUGUGUGGAAAUUGCCAGAUCUGGAGACUUUAGAUUUGAAGCACACUCAUAUAGUCCAAAUUUUACGUAGUGGUCGUCCAAACAAGCUGCAACAUCUCUAUUUGAACUGGAUUAAUAAUGAUGCUGGGUUUAAUUUGAGGUAUCUCAAGAACCUGCGUACUUUGUGGGGGCUAAGGUUGAGAGAUGGUUUUUUGCUUCCAACAGAUGAUCUGAUAAAGCUGACAUGCCUCAGAAAGCUAGGGCUGAAGUUGGAGAGAUUUACCCGGAGUGGCACAAUAUUUGAUUGGGUUUCUCAACUUACUACACUUCAAUCGUUGAAGCUGGUUUGCUUAGAAAAUGUAGAGAAACAAGAAUUGUCGAAUAUAAAAAAGCAUUAUAUGCUAAAUGACCUGUAUUUGAAAGGCAGAUUGCUACCACAGAAAUCUGAACAAUUAAGUCAUUUUUUUCCUCCAAGUCUCAGGAAGUUAACUUUGUCACUAUCAGGAAUAGAAGACGACCCAAUGCAAAUACUGGGGAAGUUGCCUCACCUGAACAUCCUCAGGCUUUUUGCUGAUUCCUACACAGGUGAAAAAAUAGAAUGUAAAUCCGGAGAGUUUUCCAGACUUCAUGCCUUGAAACUUUGGAAGCUUCAAGCUGUGAAAUAUUGGAUAGUCGAGAAAGAAGCCAUGCCUUGCCUCAGAGAAAUCGAGCUUAGAAGCUGCACAAAAAUGGAAUCCAUUCAAGGGUUGGAAAAUGUUACUACUUUGAAAGAUAUAGUAUUAACAAACAUGCCAUGGACAUCUUACUCGCUGCCGCACCAUAAAGAUACAGCCGUCAAAAUCAACCAGUGGCGAAACUCUCCUUAUUGACGACUGCCGGUGAGUUCCAACUCUUUAAUCUUUUUUUAAAGUUAAAAAAUGCAAGUCCAGUUGUCUCCUUGUUUAUACUCUCCGUAUAUAAAUAAGAGUGAUAGUAUGUGUUUAUUAGUGUUUAAAAGGUAUUCUUUCAAAGGUACACAAAUAAUACUAUAUAAAGAGACAAUAACCUUAAUCCAGAGAUUUAAACAUGUUAACAUAUCGAAAUGAAAAUUAUUUUUGUACUUUGUGAUUGAAUAUUAGUGUUUGUCCUUUGAUUAAUGCAACCGUAACUUUGUUUUCCUAGUAAACAGAGAUGAAUUUAGAGUUUUGUGGAAUGUUAGCUCAAUUAUUCAAAUGAGGGUUUUGAUUUGUCCAUGUUGUUAACUCACUCAUUCAAACCCUAUCUUUUCUUGGCUCUUGUUUUGUUCCUUUAUAUUUCUUCCUUCUCUCUUUGUUGCAUACAAAUAAAUAAUUGCCAAACGCAAGUUUUCUUCCUCGGAUCAUGGAUUUCAAUGGCGUAACGACCCCAUGGACGGUUUUUCUUGCCUCUAUAUCGAAUCUCCAUGGAGUUCGACUCAAAUUCGAAUUAGUAUUCUUGCUAAGCCUUUCUUUCGAAGUUACAAAUGUUAUUCUUUAAAGGAAGAACAAUACCAGAGAAGUUAGCUCUUGGAGAGGAGGCACAGGCUGUGGCAGCUUUUAUAGAGGACAAGAAGAGAGGGAGAUUUAGUGACGUUGUUUUGAAGGAGUCAAAGCAAGGGACGUAACUUUUCUUGCAUGAACUGAGUUCAAUUGAAUUGUGUUCGCUAAUAAGAUUGUGCCACGUUUCAGUUACAGUGAUAUUAUUUUUUUAA
Molecule: messenger RNA, 3908 nt
Organism: Mangifera indica (mango)
Lineage: Eukaryota; Viridiplantae; Streptophyta; Magnoliopsida; Sapindales; Anacardiaceae
Product: probable disease resistance protein RF9
Exons: 1
Coding region: 61-3069 (1002 amino acids)
Biological process (GO): defense response to other organism
Molecular function (GO): ATP hydrolysis activity; ADP binding
Source: RefSeq, a predicted model, not a curated record